This is a messenger RNA of Fundulus heteroclitus (mummichog), 2786 nucleotides long. It is a transcript of the gene tfeb, whose product is annotated as transcription factor EB. Gene Ontology annotation, molecular function: protein dimerization activity; RNA polymerase II cis-regulatory region sequence-specific DNA binding; DNA-binding transcription factor activity, RNA polymerase II-specific. Gene Ontology annotation, cellular component: nucleus. The transcript is spliced from 11 exons. Gene Ontology annotation, biological process: positive regulation of DNA-templated transcription; humoral immune response; regulation of transcription by RNA polymerase II. The coding region runs from base 642 to 2183 and encodes 513 amino acids. NCBI's taxonomy places the organism in Eukaryota, Metazoa, Chordata, Actinopteri, Cyprinodontiformes, Fundulidae. The record is from RefSeq and is a predicted model, not a curated record.
UGCAAAAAAAAAAAAAAAAAAAGAAGUAAAUGUGCUGAUACAUUGUUCUACAAAACACAUCCACUGUGACCUAGUAACAAAAUAAGGAAUUGCCCGUAGGGUUCUGUGGGUGCUUCUGCACGCACAUGAGUAGGUGUUACUGUAUGUAAAUACCGUUUGGAGAGCGGGAUAGGGAGAGAGGCCGGACUGAAGGAGGAGUUACACUUUAGGGAGCAAGAAAAGGAAAAAAAAAUCAACAGAUGAGUUUACUGGACAACAGGGCUGUCCUUGUUGUUUGCCCAGACUCCGGCUAAUUUAGGGGAAGAGAGGGGGGGAAGUGGGAGACGGAUAAAGACGAGCUGGAAGCUGAGCCUGCAGUUAGAGAGGAAGAAGAAGGUGACUAAUACUGACUGCUCUCAGCCUACUGUAAGUCCCCCAGCGGAGCAGGGAGGGGAGUGGCAUCACACUCCGUGAGCGCAAGUUGGGCCGAGGAAGCAAUCAGUUGUCAGUUUCAACAAGUAACGCGUGGCGGAGCUGGCUUCACCUGGAUUCACUAUGUUGUGUUUGGGAUAAUAGGCAGAUUGCUGAUCGCUCUACCUCUCGGGCUGGACUGUGGUGCAUUAACGUCGGCUCGCCCUCCCCUGCCCCCUCGGCCCCCAGCCAUGGCCUCACGCAUCGGGCUGCGAAUGCAGCUGAUGCGAGACCAGCUGCAGCAGGAGGAGCAGCGUGAGCGGCAGCAGCAGCAGAACAUGGCGAUGCAGUACAUGCAGCAGCGCAUGGCCGGGCCACCUGCACCCACGCCGGCCAUCAGCACCCCGCAGCAGAGCCAAAGCAUGCAGGUUCCCGUGGAGGUCCUGAAGGUACAAACCCACCUGGAAAACCCAACCGACUAUCAUAUCCGUCAGUCGCGAAGACAACAAGUGAAAGAAUAUCUUUCCACCACUUGUGCCAACAAACAGACGGUCCACUCGGUGGCGGGGCUCAUGCCGCCGUCUCCUCCCACAAACAUGGUACCCGCGGGGGGUUCUGCGUCUGCACCUCCGCCCCUACACUCCCCACACAUGCUCAAGGAGCAGCUCAUGUCAGGGAACAGCGCCCCCAACAGCCCCAUGGCCAUGCUCAACAUCGGCUCCAGCCACGAGAAGGAGAUGGACGAGGUUAUUGAUGACAUCAUAAAUAUGCAGUCCAGUUACGAUGACGUCCCGGGAUACAUGGACCCUAUCCACAUGCCAAACACACUCCCGCUUUCCAGCAGCCACCUGGACGUCUACACAGGUCCUGGGAUGAAGGCGCCGACCAUCGCCAUGACGAGUAACUCCUGUCCCGCCAACCUGACCAUCAAGCGAGAACUGUCAGACGCAGAAGCCCGUGCGCUGGCCAAGGAGAGACAGAAGAAAGACAACCACAAUCUAAUUGAAAGGAGGAGGAGAUUCAACAUUAAUGACCGAAUCAAAGAGCUGGGCACCAUGAUUCCUAAAACCAAUGACCUUGACGUGCGUUGGAACAAAGGUACCAUAUUGCGGGCGUCUGUAGAGUAUAUAAAACGCAUGCAGAAGGAUGUGCAGAGGUCCAGAGAGGUGGAGAAUAACUUCAAAAGGAUGGAGAUGGCCAACAAGCAGCUUUUGCUACGCAUCCAGGAGUUGGAGAUGCAGGCUCGACUGCAUGGCCUGCCAAGCACCUCCCCAUCUGGCCUGAACCAGAGUGAAAUGAUGCCUUCCUACGUAAAACAAGAGACCAGCCCCGAGCAGAACUUUUCUCAUGCACAGCCACAAGUCCUCCACCAGGCUCAGCACCUACCCCACAGCCAGGCUCAGCCCCAACAGCACCACUUCCUCCCCCAGACCCACCUCCACCUUCAGAACCAGCUCCAGCCUCAGCCCCGGCAGCUGCCGCCGCUGCCGCAGCACCUCCCGCCCCAACAGCCCAUCCAGUACCCAGCGGUGGGGAGCUCCCAGCCCUUUGACUUUGCCCAGUCGCUGGACUUGUGCGACGGGAUACCCGGAUUCUCAGACGGCAUGUCGGGACUGGGCGACCUGGCCGCGCUGGACGUCCACGGGAGAAGAGGCGAGCUCAGCUUCUUGAUGAUGGACGAGCCUUUGUCCCCUAUGGGUGGAGACCCGCUGCUGUCCGCGAUGUCCCCCGAGGAAUCUGUCGACUCCAGCCGCAGAUCCAGCUUUAGCAUAGAGGAUGGAGACAUCAUGUAAAAAAGUAGUCGUUGCAGUUACACUGUAUACAGCAUAAAAAAAAUAAGAAAGCCCCAAAAAUAUACACCUCACUCAAAACUAAAUGAAGGAUUAUUUCCCAGGUUUCAUUAUCACGUAUUUUUAAAGACUUUGUGGUACAGCUAUAUCUCUUUAAAGGUACGGUCUGAGAUAGAAGGUACACCACUCUUUAGAGUCAGAGCCGGCCCAAGGCACAAGUAAACUAAGGUGCUGCUUGGGGCCUCCAGCCCAAGAGGGGGCGCCCACAAGUGUUUUACCUCUUAGACACAAUAUAGAUCUCAAAAUGUUAUUAGAAUGUUUUUAAAAGAAUUCACUAUUAUUUAGAACAUUGCACCUUAAUUUGUUAAGGAUUUAGAUAAACUUACAGAAAUUAUAAUCAUUAUAUUUUCACAUUUUGAUCAUGUUAAGGUUGAUAAUUUUAGUAUUGCUAGUUUAAUAAUUUCCGCUGUUUGUUUCUGGGCUAGUCUCCUUUCAAAGACAAUGCCACUGCAAACUAAUCCGUUCAUAAGUUACAUUUAUUCGUAUUACCUUACCGGGGACCAAAAAUGCCACAAUUCAACACAUUAAGUUACAAAAUAAUUUUUU